Messenger RNA from Etheostoma spectabile (orangethroat darter), 3040 nucleotides. RefSeq names its product kinesin family member 11 (gene kif11). The record is from RefSeq and is a predicted model, not a curated record. Gene Ontology annotation, molecular function: plus-end-directed microtubule motor activity; microtubule binding; ATP binding. Lineage: Eukaryota; Metazoa; Chordata; Actinopteri; Perciformes; Percidae. The transcript is spliced from 22 exons. Gene Ontology annotation, cellular component: spindle microtubule; mitotic spindle; nucleus. Gene Ontology annotation, biological process: spindle elongation; microtubule-based movement; mitotic spindle assembly. The annotation marks the transcript as partial.
UUUGUGGUUUUCUUCGAGGACCCCCUGGCGGGCAUCAUCCCCAGAACGCUGCACCAGAUCUUCGAGAAGCUUUCGGAGAACGGCACCGAGUUCUCGGUGAAGGUCUCGCUGCUGGAGAUCUACAACGAGGAGCUGUUCGACCUCCUCAGCCCCUCGGACGACGUCAACGAGCGGCUGCAGCUCUUCGACGACCCGCGGAACAAGCGCGGCGUGGUGGUGAAGGGUCUGGAGGAGGUGACCGUGCACAACAAAGAUGAAGUCUACCAGAUCCUGGAGAGAGGAUCGGCCAAGAGGAGGACGGCCUCCACGCUGAUGAACGCCUACUCCAGUCGCUCCCACUCGGUGUUCUCCGUCACCAUCCACAUGAAGGAGAUCACUCUGGACGGAGAAGAACUGGUGAAGAUCGGGAAACUCAACCUGGUGGAUCUCGCAGGUAGUGAGAACAUCGGGCGUUCAGGUGCGGUGGACAAGCGAGCGCGCUCGCGAGGCGGGAAACCAAACCAAUCGCUGCUGACGCUGGGCCGCGUGAUCACCGCCCUGGUGGAGAAGAGGCCUCACAUCCCGUACAGGGAGUCUAAGUUGACCAGAAUCCUGCAGGACUCCCUCGGGGGUCGAACAAAAACCUCCAUCAUCGCCACGGUGUCGCCUUCCUCCAGCAACCUGGAAGAGACUCUUAGCACGCUGGAGUACGCCAGCAGAGCCAAGAACAUCAUGAACAAACCCGAGGUCAACCAGAAACUCACCAAGAGGACGCUCAUCAAGGAAUACACGGAGGAAAUCGAGCGUCUGAAGCGUGAUCUGGCCGCCACUCGGGACAAGAACGGAGUCUAUCUGUCUGCAGAGAACUACGAGAGUAUGAUGGGUCAGAUCACCUCCCACGAGGAGCACACGUCAGAGUACACCGACAAGAUCGCUGCCAUGGAGGAGGAGAUCAAGAAGGUGACGGAGCUCUUCAUGGACAGUAAAACCCGGCUGGAGCAGUGCACCGUAGACCUGGACGAGAAGCAGCAGAUGCUGGAGGAGACCAGCAAAGACCUGCAGCAGACCAAAGAGAAGCUGAGUCAGGAGGAGUUCGUCUGCUCGGAGCUCUCCGUCGUCCAGGAGUCUCUCUACAACACGGCAGGACAGCUGCUGAGCACCGUGGACGCCAGCACCAGUGACGUGAUGGGUCUGCACGACAAGCUGGACCGGAAGAAAAAGGUGGAGCAGCACAACAGUGAGAUGCAGCAGAGCUUCUCUCAGCGGAUGGAGGGAGCGCUGAGCAGCAUGCAGCGCUGCAUCCAGCAGCACGGAGACCAGCACCACCGCAUGCUGGGCAGCUACUCACAGGCCAUCGACGGCGUGCGCGUGAUGAACGAGGCGGCGCUGAAAGGCGCCCUGGUCACCGUGGCGUCCUUCGUCGGAGACGUGGGGACGCUGGUGUCCGACGGCGUGUCCCGCUGCCGGGACCGGGUGCAGCAGCAGGAGACGCUGUGUCUGCAGGACAGGGACAGCCUGCUGCAGCUGCUGGAAGAGCAUCGGCAGGACAUGGAGGAUGUGCUGGUGGCCCGGACCCUGAUGGGUCUGUCGGCCGUGAAGGAGCUCAACGACACUCUGAGAGCCACCGUGGAGACGCAGCGCGCUCUGGCCAACAAGGUGGAGGCGAUGAAGGAGGUGGGGUUGGUGUUCGGCGGCGUGGUGCGGGAGCUGGCCGGGCUGCGGGAGGAGGCGGUGCGGGGCCUCGGCUCGCUGCAGGCCCAACACGGCAAGCUGGAGGACGAGAUCCGACGGGCGCGGGACCGGCACCAGGCGGGCAUGAAGCAGACCAUGCAGUUCCUGCAGGACCAGCUCAACCUGCUCACCAUGGAGGCCCAGCAGGACUACACGGACCUGCACUCCUCCUCCAGAGCUCUGCAGAAACCUCUACAGACCCUCCAGGAGAACAUCAGCAGCGGGUGCAGCUCAGUGGAGCAUCAGGCCUCGGCCCAGGCGGACCUCCUCUCCUCCACCUCCUCCUCCCUCGCCUCCUCCCUCCGUCUGACCGCCGACGAGAGUAAGCAGGCUCUGGACGAGCUGACGGGGUGCUGCUCGCACCUCCACAGCUCCGUCUCCGGUCUGGUCCAGCGGGACCUCCAGUGGACCUCCAAAGCCCGGGACCAUGCAGAGACUCAAGCCCAGGAACACCUCUCGCUGUCGGGGAAGAUUUCCACUGAGGCUCAGGCCCUCUGUCAGAGCGUGGAGACGCGCUGCGCCGACCAGCUCCGCACAGCCGAGGAGGAUCUGACCAGUCGGGGGGCGGAGGCGACGCGGUCUCUGGUGGCCGUGCAGGACCAGACCUCCGCGGACCGGGCGGUCCUGGACCAGCAGCGGGCCGAGCUGCGGGACCACGUGGAGACGAGCCAGGAGCUGGUCCAGGGCUUCCUGCAGGAGGAGCUGCAGCAGGACCGGCCCACCGGCGCGACCCCUCAGCGUCGGGAGUUUGUGUAUCCCCGGCAGCUGGAGAAGUCUCUGAGCCGCAGCGAGCUGCUGGAGAGCCUGCGGAGGAGGCAGGAGGCGCUGCAGGCCGCCAUGGAGAAGGAGCAGCAGCAGCAGCAGGAGGAAGAGGAGGAAGAGGAGGAGGAGGAUCACGACUCUCUGGAGGACGAGCUGAGCGCCGGCAACGAGAGCUUGGCCACGGAGCCGUCCUUCAUCGACGAGAACCUCGUCUUCAACGAGAGCAACCGGGUUCCCUUCUUCAAGAAGAAGAAGAAGAAGAAGAGCGGUAAGAAGGAGGCGAAGACGCUCGCCAGGUUUAAAGCGUCCGACAACGACGCCGCGACGCCGCAGAGAUCCAAACUCCCGCUCCGCUGUCAGAACUAAGACGACUAACUUCCUUCUUUCUUUUUAAAUGUUAUUCCGUCGACAACGUCAUUACUCUACGACUAUCUCGUGUACUUUUUAUUAAUCUUUGUGUCUUCUACGUGUCGGGAUGUCUCGUGAAGUGUCUCUUGUCCUUUUAAUAUUUGUCUCAGCUGUUUUCAAGUUGCUUGUAAAAUUAAAGAGAUUUAUACUUGUUUUUAUA